This is a messenger RNA of Pipra filicauda (Wire-tailed manakin), 5869 nucleotides long. RefSeq lists its product as uncharacterized. NCBI's taxonomy places the organism in Eukaryota, Metazoa, Chordata, Aves, Passeriformes, Pipridae. The transcript is spliced from 9 exons. The record is from RefSeq and is a predicted model, not a curated record. Bases 40 to 5631 code for a protein of 1863 amino acids.
GAGCCGGACCAGAGCCCCCGUCCCCCGGGAAGGAUCAGGAUGGCCAACCAGGACAAGCAUCUGCUGAUCAACUUGAACAGGAACACGAACUAUGCCGAUGUGGUGGUAGAUAUUGGGAAAAUACUUGUUGGAGAGAGUUACAGAAAGAAGAUGACCUCUUUGAAUCAGAAAAGGAAAAAAAGGGACCUUUCCAUAGCAGUGUGUGCAUUGCUGAAUUCAGGAGGAGGAAUAGUGAGGAUGGAGAGUGAGGACAGGAAUUACUGCUUCCAGGAGCAUGGCAUUGGUCUGGACAUUGAGAACAGCCUCCGGGAUUGCAUUGGCAGCAAGGAGAUCGGCGAAUACUUCACAUGGAUGCAGGAGGGGAAUAACUUGCUGCUCUUUGUUAAAACAUGGAGCUGUGGAGGCCUGGAACAAGGAAGUGCAGAAGCCACCAAGUCGCGUCUCUGCAGCCUGAGCACUGGUUUGUUUUGUAGGUCUGGUACUUCCGUUUUCCCUGUCAAUUCAAGAGAUGCCCCUGAAUUCCUGAGGGGGAAGAAAAGCUCUGCCAAGGGCAACAGUGUGAAUGGGCAGAGUGCCAAGAGAACUCUGCUGAGUUUUUUUGAUGGAGCAAAUGAGACUUCUCUGAACAUUCAGGAGCACGACAUCCAAGAUGCUGCAGCCAGGUUUCUAAAGAGAGACAAAGUGCUGGUUGGGGAGGUCCUGGGUUUCACAGAGACAACUCAUAUUGAAUUUAAGCAAUACAGUACAGAGAAUGUCUUGGAAUACAUGAGCAAAAACCUUCCUAAAUAUGUCUCUGCCUUUGCAAACACUGAGGGUGGAUAUUUAUUUUUUGGUGUGGAUGACAAUGGUAAAGUCAUCGGAACCCACAGUAAUGUGGAGAAAGAAGCCUUAGAACAAGCAGUGGCCGAGACCAUCAGCUCGAUGUCUGUCCAUCACUCCUGUGGCUCUGAGGCUCUGGGAGUGCAGUUCCAGACACACAUCCUGGAUGUUUAUGACCAAGCAGGAUGUGCACAGGGCUACAUCUGUGCUGUGCACGUUGAACAGUCCUGCUGCCCUGUGUUCCAUGGUGACCCCGAAUCCUGGAUGGUGAUGGGUGGCAAGAUUGAAAGACUCAGAGCUGGGAAAUGGAUGGAGCUCAUGACAGCUUCAGACCCAGUUGUGUCAGCUUUGGCUGAUGAAUUUAAGACAGAGCUCAGCUUGGCAAAUGGCCCUCCUCUGGUCAAGCCAGUUUAUUCCAAAGCUGGUCUACAGUGUGCAGCUGAACUCCAAGAACAUCUCUACCCAGUGGGUUCUAAUGAAAUCAAAUGGAAGCCAGAAACCAUCUGCACCGACCUGUUCUCAGAGUACCCUGGAUUAGAGGAUUUAAUGAGAAAACAACUCCGUGGAAUUACCCAGGGGUUACUGAUAUUUUCAAGGAGUUGGGCUGUUGACAUUGGCUUGCAGAAAAACCAGGAUGUUGUGUGUGAUGCUCUCUUAGUAGCUGACAGUGAGUAUCCAGUGUUGUUUACUGUGGUCAGGGACGCCUCGUGUGUCACAUCUGGAACCUGGAGAGAAACUGCUCGUGCCUUGAAGCAAAAGCUAGUCAAUGAUGGGGGAUAUACUCCAAGAGUGUGUGUGAUUCCCCAGAUCCUGCUGCUGAAUGGCACAGAGGACCAGACAGCAGUUAAAGAGAAUGAGGUUCCCCGUCAAGAAACCCUGCAUGAUUCCACCAGCCCUUACCCAAAGAGUUACAUCCUCACCUCCAGGGACAUCCCUGCCUUCCUGCGGGCACUUGUGAUUGUUGUGCUGGGCUUUAAGUCCUACUUAUGUGACCAUCUUGGCUGUGAGAUUUUCAGCCUUCUCACUCUCAAACAGUAUGAGCUGCUCUCCAAGAACCUGCACAAAGUCAGGAAGCUGUUUGUCCUUGGUCUUCCUGGGACAGGAAAAACAGUCGUGGCUUUGAAGAUCAUUGAGAAAAUAAAAAACACUUUUCACUGUUGUGCGGACGAGAUACUUUAUAUUUGUGAAAAUCAACCCUUGAGGGAUUUUGUGAGAAAUAAGAACUGCCAGGCUGUGACACGUGCUACCUUCCUGGAAAAGGACUUCCCACACGUGAAACACAUCGUGGUUGAUGGAGCUCAGAAUUUUCGUCGUGAUGAAGGAGAUUGGUACCAACGCGCCCGGUCAAUAGUCAAAAGAAGUGGUGGCAUUUUCUGGGUCUUUCUGGAUUUCUUCCAGACCACUUACCCAUAUGACUGUGGUCUUGACUUUUCAAAAAUGGAUCCUCAGGAAUGGCUGACCAAAAUGGUCCGGAAUGCCAAGGAAAUAUGCUGUUUCAUGUUAAAUCUAAUGAGGAAAAUCCACCGAACACGUAACAUUGGUAUGCCCUAUGAAGUGCUGGAGGAGUUGUUGAAACAGGCUGAAUGUGCCCAUUCUUUGCCAGGUUCCUUUAGAGAACAAAAUAUAAGACCAGAUGAAUUGGCAAAGCAUGUGGCCGAGCUCUGCAAGAGCUACCUCGAUCAAGGCUAUUCCCUCGGAGAUAUGGCCAUCCUGUGCAGCACACAGCCUGCAGCCGAGCAGUUCAGACGAGAACUGCAACCUGAGCUAGAAAGACAACUAAGCAAGUCCAGGGUGAGGGGGACCUUGUGGUUAGCAGAGGAUGUUUCCAAAGACGUCAUUGUCCUUGACAGCAUCCGACGCUUCUCAGGCCUGGAAAGGACGAUUGUCUUUGUCAUCGACCCUUACACUCCAAUAGAGCACAUAUUUGACAAUCUUGUGCUCUGUGCAGUGUCCAGAGCCAACACCAAAGUCCAUUUGAUCAGGAUGGCCAACCAGGACAAGCAUCUGCUGAUCAACUUGAACACGAACACGAACUAUGCCAAUGUGGUGGUAGAUAUUGGGAAAAUACUUGUUGGAGAGAGUUACAGAAAGAAGAUGAAUGAGAAUGAGAAUGAGAAUCAGAAUCAGAAUGAGAAUCAGAAUCAGAAUCAGAAUCAGAAAAAGAAAAGAAGGGACCUUUCCAUAGCAGUGUGUGCAUUGCUGAAUUCAGGAGGAGGAAUAGUGAGGAUGGAGAGUGAGGACAGGAAUUACUGCUUCCAGGAGCAUGGCAUUGGUCUGGACAUUGAGAACAGCCUCCGGGAUUGCAUUGGCAGCAAGGAGAUCGGCGAAUACUUCACAUGGAUGCAGGAGGGGAAUAACUUGCUGCUUUUUGUUAAAACAUGGAGCUGUGGAGGCCUGGAACAAGGAAGUGCAGAAGCCACCAAGCCACGACUCUGCAGCCUGAGCACUGGUUUGUUUUAUCGGUCCAGUACUUCCGUUUUCCCUGUCAAGUCAAGAGACACUCCUAAAUUCCUGAGGGGGAAGAAAAGCUCUGCCAGGUGCGACAAUGUGGGUGGGCUUAGUGCCAAGAGAGCUCUGCUGAGUUUUUUUGAUGGAGCAAAUGAGACUUCUCUGAACAUCCAGGAGCCUGACUUCCAAGAUGCUGCAGCCAGGUUUCUAAAGAGAGACAAAGUGCUGGUUGGGGAGGUCCUGGGUUUCACAGAGACAACUCAUAUUGAAUUUAAGCAAUACAGUACAGAGAAUGUCUUGGAAUACAUGAGCAAAAACCUUCCUAAAUAUGUCUCUGCCUUUGCAAACACUGAGGGUGGAUAUUUAUUUUUUGGUGUGGAUGACAAUGGUAAAGUCACCGGAACCCACAGUAAUGUGGAGAAAGAAGCCUUAGAACAAGCAGUGGCCAAGACCAUCAGCUCGAUGUCUGUCCAUCACUCCUGUGGCUCUGAGGCUCUGGGAGUGCAGUUCCAGACACACAUCCUGGAUGUUUAUGACCAAGCAGGAUGUUCACAGGGCUACAUCUGCGCUGUGCACGUUGAACAGUCCUGCUGCCCUGUGUUCCAUGGUGACCCCGAAUCCUGGAUGGUGAUGGGUGGCAAGAUUGAAAGACUGAGAGCUGGGAAAUGGAUGGAGCUCAUGACAGCUUCAGACCCAGUUGUGUCAGCUUUGGCUGAUGAAUUUAAGACAGAGCUCAGCUUGGCAAACGGCCCUCCUCUGGUCAAGCCAGUUUAUUCCAAAGCUGGUCUGCAGUGUGCAGCUGAACUCCAAGAACAUCUCUACCCAGUGGGUUCUAAUGAAAUCAAAUGGAAGCCAGAAACCAUCUGCACCGACCUGUUCUCAGAGUACCCUGGAUUAGAGGAUUUAAUGAGAAAACAACUCCGUGGAGUUACCCAGGGGGUACUGAUAUUUUCAAGGAGUUGGGCUGUUGACAUUGGCUUGCAGAAAAACCAGGAUGUUGUGUGUGAUGCUCUCCUAGUAGCUGACAGAGAGUAUCCAGUGUUGUUUACUGUGGUCAGGGACGCCUCGUGUGUCACAUCUGGAACCUGGAGAGAAACUGCUCGUGCCUUGAAGCAAAAACUAGUCAAUGAUGGGGGAUAUACUCCAAGAGUGUGUGUGAUUCCCCAGAUCCUGCUGCUGAAUGGCACAGAGGACCAGACAUCAGUUAAAGAGAAUGACGUUCCCUGUCAAGAAACCCUGCAUGAUUCCACCAGCCCUUACCCAAAGAGUUACAUCCUCACCUCCAGGGACAUCCCUGCCUUCCUGCGGGCACUUGUGAUUGUUGUGCUGGGCUUUAAGUCCUACUUAAGUGACUAUUUUGGCUGUGAGAUUUUCAGCCUUCUCACUCUCAAACAGUAUGAGCUGCUCUCCAAGAACCUGCACAAAGUCAGGAAGCUGUUUGUCCUUGGUCUUCCUGGGACAGGAAAAACAGUCGUGGCUUUGAAGAUCAUUGAGAAAAUAAAAAACACUUUUCACUGUUGUGCGGACGAGAUACUUUAUAUUUGUGAAAAUCAACUCUUGAGGGAUUUUGUGAGAAAUAAUGACUGCCAGGCUGUGACACGUGCUACCUUCCUGAAAAAGAACUUCCCACACGUGAAACACAUUGUGGUUGAUGAAGCUCAGAAUUUUCGUCGUGAUGAAGGAGAUUGGUACCAACGCGCCCGGUCAAUAGUCAAAAGAAGUGGUGGCAUUUUCUGGGUCUUUCUGGAUUUCUUCCAGACCACUUACCCAUAUGACUGUGGUCUUGACUUUUCAAAAAUGGAUCCUCAGGAAUGGCUGACCAAAAUGGUCCGGAAUGCCAAGGAAAUAUGCUGUUUCAUGUUAAAUCUAAUGAGGAAAAUCCACCGAACACGUAACAUUGGUAUGCCCUAUGAAGUACUGGAGGAGUUGUUGAAACAGGCUGAAUGUGCCCAUUCUUUGCCAGGUUCCUUUAGAGAACACAAUAUAAGACCAGAUGAAUUGGCAAAGCAUGUGGCCGAGCUCUGCAAGAGCUACCUCGAUCAAGGCUAUUCCCUCGGAGAUAUGGCCAUCCUGUGCAGCACACAGCCUGCAGCCGAGCAGUUCAGAGAGAAACUGCCAUGUGAGCUAGCAAGACAACUAAGGAAGCGCAGGGUGAGGGGGGCUUUGGGGUUAGCAGAGGAUGUUUCAAAAAAUGUCAUUGUCGUUGACAGCAUCCGACGCUUCUCAGGCCUGGAAAGGACGAUUGUCUUUGUCAUCGACCCUUACACUGUGCAAGGGCAGAUAUUUGACAAUCUCGUGCUCUGUGCAGUGUCCAGAGCCAACACCAAAGUCCAUUUGUUUAAUUGGAAGGAAAGAUAUUUUUAAGAGGACAGUUUCUAUGGCUCUAGACGCUGGAAAGUUUCACUCAUUUAGUGUGAUAUCAGUGACAUCAGAGAGCAGCCUGGCAGAAACACAGCAUCACAAUCAGCAGCUGCAAUGGGUCACCGAGAUUUCCUCAUUCUAACAGGACUCCUGAAAGGUUCAAGUCCAGCAGCUGCUGCAACAGAGUGUGUUGUUGACAGCCCAGUUCUUACUGUCAUGAGAAAUGUGACAUCAGCAGUGU